AUCCCAGUCAGACGAUUAAAACUGUGCUUUAUAGAAAUGUCAUGUGGUCAGCACCCAGCAUCCCGAAAGAUAUUUACCUUUAGCGAAACCUCCAGUGAUGAACGGAUAACAAUUUGGAUUCCAGAGGUACUGGAUCCGAGCUAUGGGAUGUACACCUGGCCCUGUGCUCCAGUGUUAGCACAAUAUGUUUGGACUAAGAGGGAACUUAUCCAAGGCGCGUCAGUGUUAGAGAUUGGUUCUGGAACUGCUCUGCCAGGGAUAAUUGCCGCGAAAUGUGGAGCCAAUGUGAUCCUCAGUGAUAGUGCCAACCAGCCACGAUGUUUGGACAACUGCCGGGCUUCCUGUAUGGCCAAUGGACUGUCUGAUGUGCCAGUCAUCGGCCUGACGUGGGGACUUUUUGAGCAGAGUUUGUUAGAUCUACCUAAAGUUGACUUUAUACUUGGCUCAGACUGCUUCUAUGACACCAAAGAUUUUGAGGAUGUACUUGUGACAGUGGCUUUUCUUUUAAACAAAAAUAAGAAAGCAGAAUUCUGGAGUACCUAUCAGCAACGAAGUUCUGACAGGAGUAUAGAGUUUUUACUGAAGAAGUGGAGGCUGACUUGUACCCAUGUUUCUCUGGCCAUGUUUGGAGCCAACGUCCCACAGCUGGCUGGGUCAGAUCUAACUGGCAACCACACCAUACAGAUGUUGGUCAUCAAAAGUCAUAUUCAAGAGACUGAUGACUGAACACUCACUAGGCAACAAGUGCACAGACAUUUGGUUAUCACAAGUCAUGGUCAAGUGACUUCUGACUGACCGUUGACCACAGACACUUUGUACAGAUGCAGAUCAUCACAAGUCAUGGUCAAGUGACUUUUGACUGACCGUUGACCAGGGAAACUUUGUACAGAUGCAGAUCAUCACAAGUCAUGGUCAAGUGACUUCUGAUGAACCAGGGACACCCUGUACAGAUGCUGGUCAUCACAAGACAUGGUCAAGGGACUGGUUUUCUCCACCGAUAUGUCCAGAGAUUUUACCCCACCAUGCAACUGCUGGUCUGAACAAGUAACAGAGGCCAUAGGAAUAACCACUGAGGUGGCAAGUAAAAUGCUAGUUACCGGAUGUCGGAGGACUUUAAACUAACUGUCCAUUGAACGACAACACCUGACAGAUACCUGUUAUCUAAGGCUACUACCAAACUUUAUUGGCCAUUCACUGAACAAUUACAUUCUGUAUCCUGGUGUUCAGAUGGUUAAUUGAGAGACCAGCUUCUCAGUUACAGUAUACCAGAAAAUAUUUCUAGGUUUCUGAGAUUUUCCCCAAUACAAAAAUAAAACAACACAUGAGUUAUUGUAAGUUUUAUUAUCACUUUACAGGACAUCCCGUCUUAAGUUUACAACAUAUCAAUCAAAUUAAAACUGAAAUCAUCAGAAAUAAAACACAGAAUAAAGCAUGUCCAGUAUCAACAUUAUUAUUGUCCAACUAUACACGUUACCAAAUCAGAGUUAUGUCCCCUGGGGUUUGUUGUGAAGAGAACUUGUAUUAUGGUAGUUAUGUAUGUUUUACACUUGU
Molecule: messenger RNA, 1551 nt
Organism: Ylistrum balloti
Lineage: Eukaryota; Metazoa; Mollusca; Bivalvia; Pectinida; Pectinidae
Product: histone-arginine methyltransferase METTL23-like
Exons: 5
Coding region: 37-726 (229 amino acids)
Cellular component (GO): cytoplasm; nucleus
Source: RefSeq, a predicted model, not a curated record